AUGUGGCAGGCUUCGUGCUGUGCCGUUGUCGUCACUGGCGGCGGAGACUCCUGUGACAUCAAGAUCAAGGUCAAGAUCAACGGAAGUAAACAGAGCAACGCUGCAGAGUCUGUCACGCCGCCCACGCCCACACAGUGCCCCCACGCCCACACAGUGCCCCCACGCCUCCACGCCCAUCCAGUGCCCCCACGCCUCCACGCCCAUCCAGCACUGCCGGAGGAACAGUGGAAGAAGUACCAGCUGAUGACCGGAGAAAGCAGGGAGAGGCUGGAGUGCCGAGGGGUGCCGCUGCGGUGCCUGGACGAGGUGGCCCGGGAGGAAAAGCACCAGGCCGAGGAGAUGAAGAGGGACAAUGCUGACUUGGUGGACAUGAACCGGAUGGGCAAUGAAAUGUGUGACUUUGAGGCGCCAGACCUGUGUGGGUUCAGCCAGCGCGAGGACGACACGCUGGACUGGACACACGGCUCGGCCAGGGACGGCUCUGGCCUCCUCAACGAUCACACUACCGGGGAUAUUUUUGGCCACUACAUGUACAUGGAUCCUGUACCGCAUGUCGACGGGCAGUGGCCGGGCUGGUCUCCCCUGACAUGGUUGGAGUGCAGGAAGCGUGUGUUGCCUUCAGCUACUUCACCUCACUCCCUGCUGGGGAGAUUGAGGCCCAUCACUCCACCUUGCUGGUGCUAA
This is a messenger RNA of Eriocheir sinensis (Chinese mitten crab), 684 nucleotides long. RefSeq lists its product as uncharacterized. The record is from RefSeq and is a predicted model, not a curated record. The coding region runs from base 1 to 684 and encodes 227 amino acids. The transcript has 6 exons. Gene Ontology annotation, cellular component: membrane. Lineage: Eukaryota; Metazoa; Arthropoda; Malacostraca; Decapoda; Varunidae.